AUGUCUGAGGCAGUCAAACCUCUGACUUCCUUCCUCAUAGAGGACAUUCUCUCCUUUAAGGAAAGCACAAGAUUUAAUGCCAGAUGUUGCUCGCAGAAGAUGGAAAGAUGUUCACAGUGGAAAGAAGAAUCUGCAAAGUUGUCAGAGCAACUCUACCCUCAGGAGUCAGGGUUUGGAGUGCAGAUAGAGUCUCUGGACACAUCCUGUCACAGCAACGCAGAGUCCAGCAGCUUUUCCACGACAGGAAAACAGAAGCGCUCCCGAGCUGCAUUUACACACCUCCAAGUGCUUGAACUGGAGAAGAAAUUUAACCAACAAAAAUACCUGUCUGCCUCAGACAGGGCUCACCUGGCCAGCACCUUAAGACUAACCGAGACCCAAGUGAAAAUCUGGUUUCAGAACCGGAGGUAUAAGACCAAACGAAAGCAGCAGACAUCAGAGUUCUGUAAGGACAUGUACAAAACAGAGGAGCUGGGCUUGAGAGACGGUCUGAUCCGAUCAUCACUAAUUACCUCCUUCUGCAAAGCUUACCAACACAGACCCUACUGGUGGGACUACAGUGGCCCCUGGGGCCCAACAUUAUGGUGA
Molecule: messenger RNA, 588 nt
Organism: Monopterus albus (swamp eel)
Lineage: Eukaryota; Metazoa; Chordata; Actinopteri; Synbranchiformes; Synbranchidae
Gene: nkx3-1
Product: NK3 homeobox 1
Exons: 2
Coding region: 1-588 (195 amino acids)
Biological process (GO): cell differentiation; regulation of transcription by RNA polymerase II
Cellular component (GO): nucleus
Molecular function (GO): RNA polymerase II cis-regulatory region sequence-specific DNA binding; DNA-binding transcription factor activity, RNA polymerase II-specific
Source: RefSeq, a predicted model, not a curated record